Messenger RNA from Parascedosporium putredinis, 1065 nucleotides. The record is from the annotation of a GenBank genome assembly. NCBI's taxonomy places the organism in Eukaryota, Fungi, Ascomycota, Sordariomycetes, Microascales, Microascaceae.
AUGCACUACCUCAGCAAGACCUUCGGCCUUCUCAUGGUCAUCAACGGCGUCACAGCUGUCGCCGUUCCCCGCCAGGCCCGCCGCCCUUGCGCCGAGGAAGUCCAAGCCGUGUGUGCCGACAAUGCCGAGGCCGGUCAACUCUUGGCCGUCGAGUGCAACGACAGGAAGUGGAGCUGCGUCCACCAGUCCGCCGAUGCCGAGGAUGACAGCCCCGUUGUGGUCGAGGAGGCCCCCGAAGAAGAAGCCCCCGAGGAGGAGGCCCCUGAGGAGGAGGCCCCUGAGGAAGAAGCCCCUGAGGAAGAGGAGGCCCCCGAAGAGGAGGCCCCGAAGAGGAAGCCCCUGAGGAGGAAGCCCCCGAGGAGGAAGCCCCGAAGCCCCGUCGAGGAGGAAGCCCCUGAGGAAGAAGCCCCCGAGGAGGAAGCACCCGUCGAGGAGGUCCCUGAGGAGGAGGCGCCUGUCGAAGAGACUCCUGUUGAAGAGGCCCCCGUUGAAGAGACCCCCGAGGAGGAAGCCCCAGUUGAGGAGACACCUGAGGAGGAGGCUCCCGUAGAGGAGGAAGCUCCUGAGGAAGAGGCACCUGAGGAAGAAGCCCCCGUCGAAGAGACCCCCGAGGAAGAGGCCCCCGUUGAGGAAGAAGCUCCCGAGGAGGAGGCACCUGUCGAGGAGACCCCUGAGGAGGAGGCCCCCGUUGAAGAGGUCCCUGAGGAGGAGGCGCCUGUUGAGGAGACUCCCGUUGAAGAGGCUCCUGAAGAAGCUCCUGAGGAGGAGGCACCUGUCGAGGAGACCCCCGAGGAGGAAGCCCCCGUUGAAGAGACCCCCGAGGAGGAAGCCCCCGUUGAAGAGACCCCUGAGGAGGAAGCCCCCGUUGAAGAGACCCCCGAGGAGGAGGCUCCUGUAGAGGAGACUCCCGAGGAAGAGGCCCCUGUUGAGGAGGAAGCUCCCGAGGAAGAGGCCCCGUUGAGGAGGAAGCUCCUGAGGAGGAGGCCCCGAGGAGGCCCCGUCGAGGAGGAAGCUCCUGAGGAGGAGGCCCCCGUUGAGGAGGCUCCCGAGGAGGAGGAGGAGUAA